Molecule: messenger RNA, 2061 nt
Organism: Acanthaster planci (crown-of-thorns starfish)
Lineage: Eukaryota; Metazoa; Echinodermata; Asteroidea; Valvatida; Acanthasteridae
Source: RefSeq, a predicted model, not a curated record
GGCCGCACGGUUUGACGCACUUCGCGUGUAGUGCACAUUGCACGUCGAAUUUCCCGCCAGGACAAGCACUGCUUAUGCUGCUGGUGACACUGGGGGUCGUGUUAACGUUGACCGAUGUACAGCUGAUGUGCUUUUUUGCAGUAAAUGAUCUUUGCAAAUGGUAGCAUAAAGCAACACCAUCCGCCAUGGGCUCCCUUUCGUUUUUGACAAGACAAGUCUUGCACUCCCCGCCUGCAAAGUUUGCCAUCUUUUUGCUGGAAAAGACAGCCCAGGUUGCCGCCGAUGGUAUCGAAGCUGUCUUCGGCUUUGAGAUUGCGUCACAGGUCGGUCCAGUCACGAGCAGCAACGAGCAGGCCCAGAGAGACGAGAAAAGUGAGCCUGAAGGUGCAGCGGUGGCGGGAAAAGUAGCCGAGCCUGGAAAUACAUCCGACACUGCUUCAAGGGAAAAUGUAGGAUGUCUUAUUCGGGCCGCUCAAACAGCAGCGAAACUUCUUCGAAAUCUUCAAAACUGGCUGCAGUCUCUGCCCGGCCAGGAUCCCCCUAUAUGCACCGAAUCGCCCAGUGCAGUCGCAGAGGACCGACGAUAUGUGGUUGCCAGGAAACGGGUGGAGGAGCUGGGCUUGGCUACCAGAGUGUUCCGGGGCGCCCUCUAUGCCUUGACGGAUACCCUGGAUUCGAUCGGGGUGAGAGCGAGCUUCCUGGAGCAGGCCAAGGGGACUCUUCAUGUCUCCGGAGACAAGUCUAUUGACUGUAGCCCUGUCAAGGAGAUGUCCACCCUGUCUCCUCGCAAGCGGAAGGAGUUUGAAGAGAGUGAUGAGGAAGCAGAAGACGAUGAGGACGAACUGGGAACCCUGGAGCAGCUGGAGAAGAGCUAUGAUUCACAAGAUGAUGAGGAUUACAAGCCACCGCGUGAGGAGGAGCUGAGUACCGACUCGGAGGAGUAUAAGGAAGGGGAGACAGAGAGCGAGGAGUCCGGGCAGAGUGAGGAGGAACACCCCGAGGACACGCUCCCCAAUUACCGCACCGACAUGCCAUUUACCCGGUCUGCUGCGAAAGCGGGCAGCACCGUGACUUCCCAGACCCCCUCACAGACCGCCCGAAUGGUCCUGGACCCGAGAAGUUCCGAAACCCUCGCUGACGGCAAGAUCGCCGCAAACUCAACGCCCGAGACUACCGCAGGUCUCGACACCAAGGAACCUGCAUUUGAGGCUUCCGCGGAGCCACCUACCCAGGACCCGUCCAGUAAAACAAAAGCGAGCAAUCUGAAUGGGGAGGAGGCAAAAAGCUUCCCCCAACUCGGCCCAGCAAAGAAGAACUUGCCCGUGUCAGCCCGAACCCCGUAAGGAAAGUCGAAGUAUCAAUCCGUGAUGGAACUUCAAAAGAUGAAAAUACAGGCCGUAUCUUUGUUUCAACCAAGAAAUAAUUAAGUGCUAAAAUAUUCAGUUAGUCUUUACAAAAAAAAUUGAGAGAGUAAAGUAACCUCAGAACUGAAUUCUUACAAUUUGUUUCUCCUGCACGAGUGCAUAAUUAUGCAGAUGGUGCAGUUCUGUAUUUAAUCGUCCGUUGAGAAAUUAUGAAGGACUGUAAGUUAUCUGAUCGAUGAAAUUUGAAAUUAUUUAACGAGACAUAAUUGUGGAAACACUGGACUCGACAAGGAAAGGCAAUGAGCCAAAUUGUAGGAAGUGAGGAUAAAAGAUAGAAAGAAUGACAAAAUAAGAGGAACAGGAAAGGGUAAUGCUUUUAACUUUUCUUCUAAUUCUGAAUUCUUAGUCCCAUUACAAACUCCUCCGAUCAUUUAUGGCUCAUCAGGUUUGUAGGCUAUUCACUUGACAUUUAAAUGCAAAAAACCCGAUGACAGAUAUGACCCGAUAUCAGUCAUUGACCUGAUGGUACUGACAGUUGAACAGUGCUAGGUAAAGAGGAAUGCGUUUGCAUUUACUCGAUCUUAAAGUUGCUGGCAUUUUGCUAACAUCCACGGGAAGCCGCUAUUCGACUGAAUAAAAGGAAAGUGUGUUCUUGGAAUAAAGUAGCCAAUGGCACAAUUUUUUUUCUGAUUGUUUA